UUAAUUGGCGGACCACCUGGCGGAGCGCACGUUGACGCACGGGCUCGAGGCAGCAGCCCUCAAGUUCGUCUGACCGCAGGUGUCACGCUCGGAGCUCAGGGGAGGCACGAGGAAAUUGUUAUUAUUAUUAUUAUUAUUAUUAUUAUAACCGAUAGUUUCAGGUGAAAUAUGAUGGAUCGAUGGAGCUCAGUGCGCGAGACAUGGCUGUUGUUGCUGCUCGUCACGGUGUUUUACACCUCAAGGGCAGCCGACCCUAUUGAUGUCCUGAAGGUCCUGGAGCUGUCGGAGGACAUGGAGGGCGUGUCGUUGGAGUCGGGACUGUGCACCAGCAGGGAAGGACAAGAGGAGACGGACCUCUCCUUUAAGAUCAACAGGAAGAUUCAGCUGAGCGCGCCCACCAAGCAGCUCUUUCCUUAUUCACCAUUCCCGAUGAAUUUCUCAGUGAUGACAACAGUGAGAGCUGUGAAGGGCUCACAGGUCUUUCUCCUCUCCCUGUACGACUCACAGGGCACACAGCAGCUGGGUGUGGAGAUCGGCCGUUCUCCUGUCUUCCUCUAUGAGGACCACGAGGGCCAACCACCUCCAGAACUUUACCCCACCUUUCGGAAGAUCAACCUGGCUGAUGGCAAGUGGCACAGAAUAGCCUACAGUGUGGAGGGCCAGUCAGUGACUCUCUACCUGGACUGUGUCAAAGUGGACACCCUGGACCUGCUCAGAGGUUAUGAUCCCCACAUCAGCACUGAGGGGGUUACUGUGUUUGGAACGCGACUGCUCGACGAAGGCGUGUUUGAGGGAGAAAUCCAGCAGCUGCUGAUCAUCGAUGACCCCAGAGCAGCUGAGACAUACUGUCAGGAUUACAUCCCCGACUGUGAUGCACCUUUGCCCUACAACAGCAUCCUGACGGAGGCUGAGGAGGUGGAAAGAGCACCUAAGAAACAUGUGGUCGAGGAGUUUGAGGAGUUUGACUACAGUGACCUCUAUGAUGACAUGUCUGUUUCCACGGUAACCGCUGGUCCUAAUGUCACUGAGUAUGAGAUCAUAGAGUAUGAAGACUAUGACAACACGACAGAUUACUACCACGUGAACGAGUAUGAAUAUGAGGAAGAACACGAGCGAUAUGGGCCGGCCGAGAGAGAACGAGAGUACUCUCUGAACACGGAGGAUUUGCCAGAGAAAGGACAGAAAGGAGAGCCAGGCUACUUGGGGGUGGGAACACAGAUUACAGGACCACAUGGGCCUCCAGGACCCGAGGGAGAGCCUGGGCCUCCUGGAGUCACAGGACCAGUUGGACCUCGAGGGGAUCCUGGGGAGCCGGGCCCUCCAGGGCGACCAGGCCUUAACGGAGCUGAUGGAAUACCAGGUCCCCCAGGAAACAUCAUGCUCAUACCGUUCCAGUCAGGUGGUGAUCCAAAGACAGGUACCGUGGUGUCUGCACAGGAGGCGCAGGCUCAGGCCAUCCUGCAGCAGACUAAGCUGGCUAUGAAGGGACCUCCAGGGCCGCUCGGCCUCAGGGGAAGACCUGGACCGCUGGGUGCACCAGGUCCCUCUGGACUGAAGGGGAGCAGUGGAGACAUGGGGCCUGCAGGUCCUCCAGGACAGCCAGGUAUCCCGGGUCAGAACGGACGACUUGGGAAAAGCGGUCGACCGGGUGCAGAUGGGGGUCGUGGUGCAAUAGGAGAGGCUGGAGCAAAGGGGGAUAGAGGCUUUGACGGCUUGCCAGGUCUCCCUGGAAACAAAGGACAUCAAGGGGACAGGGGUAGACCGGGCCUUCCAGGUCCUCCUGGAGAGCCAGGAGAAAAGGGCUCUGAGGGACCACAGGGGCCAAGAGGACAUCCAGGUGAUGCUGGUUCCAGGGGUCUGAAUGGUCCCAGAGGUCGUCCUGGUCCCCCAGGCCAGUCUGGAAUUCGAGGAAUUGAUGGGGUUCAAGGUUCAAAAGGAAAUAUAGGAUCCCCAGGAGACGUCGGAGCACCUGGACAACAAGGCAACCCUGGAAUCCUGGGUUUUCCUGGCCCUCAGGGGUUAGUGGGGCUGCCAGGAGAGAAGGGGCCUCAAGGGAAGAAAGGGAUGCAGGGCUUACCUGGAAACGACGGACCCCCAGGUCACCCUGGAAGAGAAGGUACACCAGGGGAAAAAGGACUGCCGGGUCCUCUAGGAGUGCAGGGGCCUGUUGGAUACCCUGGACAACGAGGAGUCAAGGGAGCAGAUGGAAUCAGAGGAUUAAAGGGAAGCAAAGGCGAAAAGGGAGAGGAUGGGUUUCCAGGGGCCAAAGGGGAGAUGGGAGCGAAGGGGGACGUUGGUGACAACGGAGCUCCAGGAGGCCGAGGAGAAGAUGGGCCUGAGGGGCACAAAGGCCAGAUGGGUCCUCAAGGAGAGCCUGGCCCUCUCGGUACUCCUGGAGAGAAGGGGAAACUGGGAGUUCCUGGGCUGCCGGGAUAUCAAGGGCGACAGGGGCCGAAGGGUUCUGAUGGAUUUCCUGGUGUACUGGGAGCUGUAGGAGAGAAAGGGAAGAAAGGUCCUGCAGGACAACCAGGAAGUGCAGGGCAGAGGGGUCCAAAUGGCGCACGAGGUGCCAGAGGGGCAAAAGGACCAACAGGGAAACCAGGUGAAAAGGGUGCCUCGGGACAAGAUGGGCCCCCAGGAUCUUCUGGAGAGAGGGGACCUCAAGGGCCGCAAGGAAGGAAUGGAGAGCCAGGACCUAAAGGAUCAAGUGGUCCUGCUGGGAAGGACGGACUUCCAGGUCACCCGGGUCAAAGAGGAGAGCCGGGGUUCCAAGGAAAGACGGGACCUCCGGGACCUGCAGGUGUUGUGGGGCCACAGGGAAAAUCGGGUGAGCCCGGACCAACAGGGGACCGCGGUCACCCGGGGGCACCAGGUGUACCUGGUGAGCAUGGUUUACCUGGGGCUGCUGGGAAGGAAGGUGGAAAGGGUGAUCCUGGUUUACCUGGGACAUCUGGAAAGAUCGGCCCUCCAGGACUGAAAGGGUUUAGGGGUAGCAGAGGGGCCCCUGGAGUCAUGGGGCCUCCUGGUUUGAAAGGAGGAUCAGGACCUACGGGAUCCCCAGGAAUCAUAGGACCAACAGGUGAGAGGGGCCCUCCAGGACCAGCAGGUGCCAUCGGACAGCCAGGUCGGGCUGGAGCAGUUGGAGGAGCUGGACCAAUGGGAGAGAAGGGCGAGCCUGGAGAGAAGGGACCAAUUGGACCAGCAGGUCAGGAUGGAGAACAGGGAUCUGUGGGGAUGCCUGGAGCUACGGGCCCCAUAGGACUUCCAGGAGACGACGGGGAUAAGGGAGAACAGGGAGAACCUGGGCAGAAAGGCAGCAAAGGAGACAAAGGGGAAGCAGGCCCCCCAGGCCCCACUGGAAUUCAAGGACUAGUUGGUCAGCCAGGACCUCCGGGUAUAGAUGGACUGAUGGGUCCCCGGGGUCAGCAAGGUAUGUAUGGACCUAAAGGAGAUGAGGGACCCCGCGGCUUCAAGGGCUCUCAAGGACCAAUAGGAUUACAGGGCAUGCCCGGCCUGCCAGGAGAGAAAGGUGAGAGCGGACACGUGGGACUAAUGGGACCCCCUGGUCAACAAGGCCCCACUGGUCCACAGGGACCAGUUGGAGGACAGGGUCCGAAUGGUCGACCUGGAAUGAUCGGACAGCCGGGUGUUGUUGGGGAGAAGGGAGAGGAUGGUGAGGCAGGUGACCCUGGUCCAGUCGGUCUUUCAGGAAGGAUAGGGGAAAAAGGAGACCAAGGAGAGAAGGGAGAUACAGGCCCUCCAGGAGCAGCUGGUCCUCCAGGAGCCAGGGGCCCCCCAGGAGAGGAUGGAGCCAAGGGCAAUGCUGGUCCUAUAGGUGUCACCGGGGACCUCGGGCAGCAGGGAGAGGCUGGACCCAAUGGUGUGGAUGGUCUGCCAGGGACUAAAGGAGACACAGGAGAGCCUGGGAAAUCGGGACCACCAGGAGCGACAGGAGAACCUGGACCACCUGGACCUCCUGGCCGAAGGGGCCACUUGGGAAAACUGGGGAAGGAAGGAAAGGCAGGCCUGAAAGGAGUGAAGGGUGCUCCCGGUUUGGAGGGUCCCAUAGGGAAGACAGGGCCCGUAGGUGCCCAGGGACAUCCUGGGAAGCCUGGUCCUCAGGGUUUAAGAGGGAUCCCAGGCCCUGCAGGUGAGCAGGGUUUAAAUGGACCCCUUGGCCAGACAGGACCCCCAGGUCCCAUGGGUCCACCAGGAUUACUGGGACUAAAGGGUGACCAUGGAAAGAAGGGAGACAAGGGUCACGGGGGUCUGAUAGGUCUGAUAGGCCCACCAGGAGACAUUGGAGAGAAAGGAGACCGAGGACUGCCCGGAAACCAGGGACUACCGGGUCCAAAAGGAGAUGAGGGCCCAGUUGGUCCACCAGGUCCCCCCGGCCCCCCUGGCCCCACGGGUCUGUCUGGUGCUAUUGGUACAAAGGGUUCUAAAGGAAACCAGGGUCCCAUCGGUCCCAGAGGAGACACUGGGCCAGCAGGACCUCCAGGACCACCUGGAUUGCCAGCAGUUGGGAUGUCCCCUCUGCCAGAUAGGGGACGGAGAAGGAGAACCUACACCGUGGUGGAUGGUGCUGCACUUGAAGAAAAGGAGGAGGAGGAGGAGCAAGGGGACAUGAUAGAUGGAGGCGAGGAGGAAUGGAUGCAGGGGGACCAGGCGGAGCAGGACAGCUGGAUGAAGGAGAAGGAGAAGGAGGGCCAAGGCAUGGAGGAGGUGUUUGCGUCUCUAUCCUCUAUGAAGGUAGAGGUGGAGGGUCUGCGUAACCCACAAGGGACGUACCACAGCCCCGCCCGCACCUGCAAGGAGCUCUGGCUCCUCCACCCAGAGCUACCCAACGGUGAUUAUUGGAUAGAUCCCAACCAGGGUUGCCAUAGAGACUCCUUCAAGGUUUUUUGUAACUUCACCGCACAAGGAGAGACAUGUCUAUACCCUGACAAGAAGUUCCAGUCGGUGAAGUUAGCAGCUUGGAAAGGAGAAAAGCCUGGCACCUGGUACAGCAAUUUCAGGAAAGGAAAACAGUUCUCAUACACCGGGUCAGAGGGCACUCCAGUCCACGUGGUCCAGUUGACCUUCCUGCAGCUGCUGAGUGCGACCGCCAAGCAGACCUUCACCUACCACUGCCUGAACUCUGCGGCCUGGCUGCACACUGCCACCUACAGCCACGAGCACGCACUGCGCUUCAGAGGCGCCAGCGGAGAGGAGCUGACACAUGAGAAUACACAUUACAUCAGUGCGCUGUAUGACGGGUGUCAGACGCGCUCGGGGCAAGAGAGGACAGUGUUGGAAUUUGACGCACCGCAGUCCAACACACUCCCCCUUCUCGACGUAGCCGUUUCUGAUUUCGGGAAGGGGAACCAGAAAUUUGGUUUUCAAGUUGGCCCGGUCUGUUACAAUGGUUAGCCAACCCGGGGGAGAUUAGUACAGGAGUAAUUUAAUAGGAAAAAGAGCCAUGGACACUUUUUACAUGCAGGGAGAAAAGUGCAUUCAAGACUUACCUGAUGCAGCAUAUUUAUAAGUUGAUUUACCUACAACAGUGUUCCUUCAUCUAAAUAUUCAUCUUUUAUACAAGCAUUCAUUCAUUCAGACUUAAUUAGAACAUCUUAUUCAUCACACACAUACAUACGUGUUUUCAAGAACAGUACAUAAAUACAUUGACUGUCAAUCUUGUUUUCCUUCAUUCCUCUCUGAAGGAGUGAGUGGUGCUCUCACAGUUUCAUCCAUGUCUGUUCAUACAUCUGUAAUUCUAUGCACUCUAUUCCCGUCUAUACAUAAUCAUACACAACACUGCAAACAUUAUGGUCAGUGAAUCAUCUGCAAAAAUUCAAACACACCAUAUUUCAGCAACAUUCACCCAUCGUGCUGUACUGUUAUUAUCAAACCUCAAUUUGUUGUGUUUCUUUUUUGUCUGUUGUUGUUAUUGUAUUGUUGUUAUAAUUAUCUGUCAUGUGAUGUAUAUUGGAGUGUAAUUCUUCACGGUGCUAUUAUGUAGCUCUUUGCGGAGUACAUUACAAAAGGGAACUGGGGCAGUGCAUUUUUUUUUAUAUUGUGAAGCCAUGUUUUAUAUUUUUUCAACAUAACAAACCAAACUGUGGUACAUGAUUGCCUCAAGGUCUUUCUGUGCAUAGUGUGUGGGCAAGUGACUGAGUAACAUAUUUUAAUAAAAGUACAUAAUGUACAUUUAAUUUAA
Molecule: messenger RNA, 6199 nt
Organism: Scatophagus argus
Lineage: Eukaryota; Metazoa; Chordata; Actinopteri; Scatophagidae
Product: collagen alpha-1(XI) chain-like
Exons: 66
Coding region: 169-5412 (1747 amino acids)
Molecular function (GO): extracellular matrix structural constituent
Source: RefSeq, a predicted model, not a curated record